AAUAUACCAAUUAUCACCCCCCCCCCCCCCUCUCAAUAGUUUUGCUCAUACCACUCGGACCUUGUUAAGCAACAAGAGCGUUUGGUAACGUCGCUCUCACUGCACCGAGUCCAUGUUGGUUUGGUGAGCCAAAUAAUACGGCGCCCUUUUCUUUUCGAUCAAUAAAAUAAUUGUUCCCCGUAUUGCAAGGAUGAAUGCAUUGAACAAACCCACGACAUCGGUCUUCUAUUGUUAAAACCCUCACCCGGUUUUUUUUUUCAUAAACCCUACGCUGUAUAUAUUGCACCGGGUCACCGAGAUAUGUGCGAGUUGGAAUAAUGUUUUCAGCAUUAACUUCUGAAUUUUAAAACAGUCUGACAGGAUUUCAUAAUUUACUUGUGUGACAGCGGACUCGUCAAUAAGUGGUAUUAUCAGGAAGAUUUAUAAGCAUGGUCGAUCUGUUUAUUCAUCAGUAGGAACAUGAACUGACGGAUUGAGAACCUUAAUUUGUGUAUUUUGGAUAAGCGAAAGUUUUGUGCAAUGGCAACUGCAGAAACGAGUUCCUUUAUAGCGUCUAGUCCAAACAACAAUGACGUUGAUGAUAUCACCCAGUUUUCAAUGAAGGAGGUGGCUCUUCAUUCAGAUCGUGGUUCGUGUUGGCUUGUCAUUAAAGAUUUUGUCUAUGAUGUGACGUCAUUUAUUUCAGAGCAUCCUGGCGGAUGGGAAAUUAUUAUGGAGAGGGCAGGUACUGACGCAACUUAUGCCUUCGAGGGGAAGGGUCAUUCUGAAGACGCAAAGAAGCUGCUAGCUGGCUUUAUGAUUGGUCAAUUAAAUACGAACGAGCGUCUGGAGAAAGGUUGACAACUACUAGUCCUUGUUUUUAUUAUUAAGUUAAAUGGUAAAUAUAUCAUAAAUAUGCAAUAUCACGGUGUCUUCUUGUCUUAUGAGAAAUAAAGAAGUCUAUUUUUUUAAAGUGUAUAGUAUAUACAUGUAUGUGUAAUUCGCGCUUUUGGAUGCAGCUUUGUCAUUAUAUUAGUCACUUUUAUUCAAUCAAAAUUUGUAGCAAUUGAGUUUUAAUCGCAAUUUUUUUUUCCCUGAUAUAUAUUCUUAUGUGCAGAUAUGAAUCAAGAAUAUAAAUCCUUUUAUUUUGCACCUGGGUAGGUGUGGUUUCGAUUGCUUAUAGAAGAAUUAAGAAGGCAUUUAUUACAGCUUUUGUGAAUAAUACUGGUAUAUUCUUCUAUACUGUCUUUCACUCUUAAAUAUCUUGUGAUGAUAAUGCUGCAAACAAGUAAAUAUACACCAUUAUGGCAAAAAUAAAUCCAUUUCAAAUUUUAAUGAAUUGUUUAUUGUAGCCUGCGUCAGCUGUAUGUAAACUACAAGAUGGACCUAGGGGCUUCCAGGGUCUUUGUGAGAAUACUAGGAAACUGGCACAUAUUGAAAAGAUAUGAUUUAUGUUAUCAGGCAUAAAUCAUAAGUAUUAUAGUGAUAACAAUAUACCACGAGGGUAAUUCUUGAUUGAUUUUUAUCAUAUUCAUUACAUACACGUAUGUAUUCAUUUGCUUUAUACUAUGUAUUUGUUUACCUCUAUAAUGUAAGAUUAUGCUAAAGUACUGGAGUGGAUCAUAUAUUUCAUAAAAGUGGGGGCAUGUUAUGGCACAUUAAGGUAUAAUUGCACAUUUUGGUAAAUUACCAAACGGCACAUAUUAGUAAAUUGCACAUUUGGGUAAUUUAACAAAAACGUGCAAUUUACCAAAAUGUGCCGUAACAGGGUGCACUAAUCUUUUUUAAACUAGAAAUUUGACGUGUCCAAAGGACACAGAUGCCCCCGCUUAACGCAAUCAGAAAUUCAUUCAAUAUGAUUGAACUAAAUAUCGUGCAGAAACCAAUAUGCAUAUAUGAAAUGAACAAAUUAAGACCUUUGAACCAACUCACAUAUAUAAUGAGCUUUGACCUGUGGACUCCGAAUUUAAACUUAGCCUGUAUUUUGGUGUCAUCUACCUACACACCAAAAUUGUUUUUAAUCUGUUGAAUAUUUCAUAAGUUAUUAUGUGGAAACCAACUAGCAUAUUUAAUGAGCUGUGACCUUUGACCUGCGGACUCUGAAUUCGAACUUAGCCUUUAUUUUGGUGUCAUCUACCUACACACCAAAAUUAUUUGAAAUCCAUUAAAUACUUUUUGAGUUAUUGCGUGGAAACCAACUCACAUAUUUAAUGAGCUGUGACCUCUGACCUGCGGACUCCGAACUUAGCCUGUAUUUUGGUGUCAUCUACCUACACACCUAAAAUUUUCAAAAUCCAUUAAAUAUUUUUUCGAGUUAUUGCGCGGAAACCAACUCGCAUAUUUAAUGAGCUAUGGCCUUUGACACCGAAUCUGAACUUAGCCUGUAUUUUGGUGUCAUCUACCUACACAUCAAAUAUUUUUUAAUCUGUUGAAUAUUUCAUAAGUUAUCAUGCGGAAACCAACUCGCAUAUUUAAUGAGCUGUGACACUCGCAUAUUAAAUGAGCUGUGACCUUUCACCUGCGGACUCCGAAUUCGAAAUUAGCCUGUAUUUUGGUGUCAUCUACCUACACACCCAAAAAAUUUUUAAUCCAUUAAUUAUUUUUCGAGUUAUUGCGAGGAAACCAAGUGGGGGGACGGACGGACGGACAGGGGCAACGCUUAAUGCCCCCUCCGGACUUCGUCUGCGGGGACAUAAAAAAUGUUCUGAGAUUCAAAUAUUACUAUAAAUCCUCCGACAAACAAACAUCACCUGCCCCCCCCCCCCCAAAAAAAAGUGCAUUUUAGCAGUAUUUUCUUUAAAUUAAUACAAGCGUUAUCACUUCAGAUAAGUCCCCCCCCCCCCGCAAAAAAAAAAAAUCGACAGAUCUGCAGCCAGUAAGCUCCUACAAAUCCCUGAGGUCAUUCUCUACAUCUUCUGCUACUAAGCACCCGCGUCCAGAAAAAAGGCGUGGAAAACGGUCUCAUGACAUAAUGGUUGCCUUUUCAGCACCAUUUGUAGGUACAUGUAUCAAAUUAUGGAUUUCCAUAACUUUUCACAUGCGUUCUGCCAUUUAGGGCUGCAAAUUUAGUUGUGAAGAUUGCGCCAAUUAGGAUGCACUUUUGAGGUUGUUGGACAUGGGUGGGUAUAGCACGUCAUAAGGAGAGUGACCCAUGGGUUACACAGUCAGUCCGCAAGCCCCUGUGUUAAUGAGCAAAUGAGCAAGAUUUAUCCAAGUCCUCUCGUGGCUGAAUUCAUGUCCCUGCAAAAUCUCGUGAAUUGUGAGACUUUCUUUCUCAAAGAAUUUAACCACUUUCUUCUUGAGUAAUAUUGAUUAUUUUUGUACCAUGGGCAAGAGUAAAUGUUACCCUUUUAUAUUGGUCAUUUCUUUUGAAUGAAAUAUUUUGAUAAAUAAGUGAAUUUUUUACCUGAAAAGAUGCAUCAAACAGAAUUUUCUUCCUCUGUUUUCACUUGCAAAUUGUGCAACAUUUUGUGUUUUAGGCACCAACAUUAUUUAUAUCAUCAGAAAGCUCAAACUCUAUACUUUCUUACAAUGUCACUCUUGAUAUGUGGCAUCUUUUAGAUGGGUCAGCAGCCAGUUAUAUCCAUCAAGAUGCAAGACGAGAUUUCUGAAAUUUCUGAGUAACAUGAAAUCCAGAGUUCUGAUUGGCUGAAUACUGUUUUCAAAACAAACAGGCGCGGGUAAUUUGAAGAGAUUACCACAUGGUGAGUGUGACCUUGCAGAGGCCCAGUGUGGGGAACAUUGGAAUUUGCGUGGAUGUGUGGUCUAUGACCAAUCAGAGCGCAGUAUUCUUGUUUUUGAGCUGCAAGAUGUACUUGGUCUAUGAAAAGCUGGCUGCUGACCCAUCUAAAAUACAUCUUCUUAUAAAAAUUAUAUCAUGUUAAAGCUUAGAUCUUCAGCCUUAUCAUGAUUUAAAAAUCAUUUGUGCCCAAACAGAAAUUAAGUGUGAAAACAACAACUUUUGUUGCAUGAAAAAAACAUUUUGUUUCAUGUUUUAGAUCAAGAGUUUUUCCUAUAUUACAACAUUCUUUUAAAAAUCCAAACACAUGACCUAAAAGAAUGAUUCUUCUUCUUUACAAAGAUACCAAAAACAUGAGAUUUUGUCAAUAUUUAGAGCAGCAAUGGCCGAAUAAAAAGAGGUGUUUUGGUUCGCACCAAGCUCAUUAACUAUGCAAAAACCCUCUAGUCAUGAAUAUCACUUGGAUAAAAGAAGCUACUUUUUCAGGGCUUGCGGACUGACUGUACAUAUUUAUUAUAUACCUCUUUUUAAUAAGUACUUCUGAAUGUACACCUGUACUUUGAUGAUGCUGAAAUCAAUUAAAACUAUGGUGAUAUGAGAGC
Molecule: messenger RNA, 4320 nt
Organism: Lytechinus pictus (painted urchin)
Lineage: Eukaryota; Metazoa; Echinodermata; Echinoidea; Temnopleuroida; Toxopneustidae
Product: cytochrome b5 type B-like
Exons: 5
Coding region: 520-840 (106 amino acids)
Cellular component (GO): intracellular membrane-bounded organelle; membrane
Molecular function (GO): heme binding
Source: RefSeq, a predicted model, not a curated record